CGCAGCGCGGGAGGGAGCCCCACGCACAAAAUGGCGAAUAAAGAGAUGUUCGAGGACACGGUGGAGGAGCGUGUCAUCAACGAAGAGUACAAAAUCUGGAAGAAGAACACCCCUUUCCUGUAUGACCUGGUGAUGACCCACGCCCUCGAGUGGCCCAGCCUCACUGUGCAGUGGCUGCCUGAUGUAACGAGGCCUGAAGGAAAGGAUUAUGCCCUUCAUUGGCUAGUGUUGGGAACACAUACCUCUGAUGAGCAGAACCAUUUGGUUGUUGCAAGGGUCCAGAUUCCUAAUGAUGAUGCUCAGUUUGAUGCUUCUCACUAUGAUAGUGAGAAGGGAGAAUUUGGCGGCUUUGGAUCUGUAACUGGUAAAAUUGAAACUGAAAUUAAAAUUAACCAUGAAGGUGAAGUAAAUCGUGCUCGCUACAUGCCCCAGAACCCCUGCAUCAUCGCUACAAAAACUCCUUCCUCUGAUGUGCUGGUUUUUGAUUACACCAAACAUCCAUCUAAACCAGACCCAAGUGGAGAAUGUAAUCCUGACCUUAGGCUAAGAGGACAUCAAAAAGAAGGUUAUGGUUUAUCAUGGAAUUCCAAUUUGAGUGGACACCUUCUCAGUGCAUCUGAUGAUCAUACUGUUUGUCUGUGGGAUAUAAGUGCAGGACCAAAGGAAGGCAAAGUUGUUGAUGCUAAAGCAAUCUUUACUGGACAUUCUGCAGUAGUAGAAGAUGUGGCAUGGCAUCUGCUUCAUGAAUCUUUAUUUGGAUCAGUUGCUGAUGAUCAGAAGCUUAUGAUUUGGGACACGAGGUCCAAUACUACAUCCAAGCCAAGUCAUUCUGUAGAUGCCCAUACAGCUGAGGUCAACUGCCUGUCCUUCAAUCCCUACAGCGAGUUCAUUCUAGCAACUGGUUCUGCUGACAAGACUGUGGCUUUGUGGGAUCUACGAAACCUUAAAUUAAAACUUCAUUCUUUUGAGUCUCAUAAGGAUGAAAUCUUUCAGGUUCACUGGUCUCCUCAUAAUGAAACAAUUCUUGCUUCAAGUGGGACUGAUCGUCGGCUAAAUGUAUGGGAUCUAAGUAAAAUUGGAGAAGAGCAAUCUGCAGAGGAUGCAGAAGAUGGGCCUCCUGAACUUUUGUUUAUUCAUGGAGGACACACUGCAAAGAUUUCAGAUUUUAGUUGGAACCCUAACGAACCCUGGGUAAUCUGCUCUGUAUCUGAGGACAACAUAAUGCAAAUAUGGCAAAUGGCUGAAAACAUUUACAAUGAUGAAGAACCAGAUAUAGCAGCAUCAGAACUGGAGGGUCAAGGAACAUAACUUUCUCCUUAGGAAAAGGAAGACAAGAAUGUUGGGUGUUUGUGAAGUGGCUGACAUUCAUAUAAAUUAUGUUAUUGUUUGUUUUUUUUGACUACUAUAUACAUUCAAAAUAUUCUCAGUUGAAUGUAAUGCUUAUACCAAUGCUUGAUUUUUAUCGAGCACAAAGCUUGUAUAGUUGAAUUUAAUGGGAUAUCCCUGAUUUUUUUUUUUUUUUUUUUUUUGGCACCUUGAAGUGAGCUAUAGCAAACUGUACAGCAUUUAGGUAUUGGGGAAAAUAAGUGACUGAAUACCAAUGUCUAUUUUUAAAACAAGCUUGCAGAUUCCUGUAAAUGAUUAGACAACUCAAAAUCCUCACUUUUCCUAGACUAAAUGCAUAAAUGUUUUUAUCAUAUGUAAAAUGAGCUUUUCACUUUUACAGAACACUUCCUGUUUGGCUUUGCAUAAAUAAACUUUUUUGAAGAAAAUGUUUGGUGUAUUAACUGAAGAAGAAAAUCUAACUAUUGCCUAGUGGCAGUGCUCUCCAAAGAAUAGGGUGGGUACCUUUCCAUGUUUGUCUGCAUAGAUGUAGAAAGUUGUGUGGAGGGGCAUGUGAGUUACCUGCUGCCUGAUGCUAAAGCUUAAUACUUAAACAGCUGUCCCCAUUGUUCCCUCUCUUAGUAUUUCUAAUGAUAUUUAGCUGUAGGGCUAAAGUAUAAAUGAGGUCUGGAUGGAGAGACAGAUUAUGAUCUCAGAGGCACUUUAAUGAAAGUCAAAACAAGUUACCUGUAGAUAUCUUCUUGGGAAAAGACACUUUUCUUGUACUUGAACUUUAUAAAGGACAUCUUGCUCUGUGGCUAGAUGGUCAACUUUCAAAUCCUUGUAAGUCUUCAGCAAUGCUGUCCAUGAGGUUACUUUAAACCCAAAAUCUUCCAAUUAAAAUCAAUUGGUGUUUAGGUAUCAUGGGAGAGGCCCCAUACAAAUAUUAUAAACUGCUGUGUAGGAAGACCUCAUUAUUAUAAUAAUAUUCAUAUACUUGUGGCCAUAGUGCAUGCUAUAUUAUCUAGCUAGUCAAAUAUAUUUUUGUAGCAUCCUCACUGUGUGGAGUGAAAUACAAAAAUAGACCUAGGAAAGGAGAGCAGAUGUUUCACUCAGUAUGUAUCUGAAAUGGCAUCUAACUGUUGGAGUAAACCAUGUAUUUUAGCUAACUAAAUUGGAUACAUCUAGACAACACUUCUAUUGAAUUUGGAUGCAUCAGCCUUUGAGGCAAGUGUCUCCGUAGCUGUAGAGGAGUUACAUAUUCUAGUCCUGUCUCUUAAAUUAGAGUUAUCUGCAAGCUCUUUAAUUUCACUGUUUUAAUAGGGAAAAUAUACCUAUCCUCAAUACAUGUAUGAGUCCCUGUGAAGAUAAAGGAUCUCUGCUUUGGGGUGGGCCCAUACCACACACAAGAAUGACCAUACUGGGUCAGACUAAUGGUCCAUCUAGACCAGCGUCCUGUCUUCUGAUAGUGGCCAAUACCAGAUGCUUCAGAGGGAAUGAACAGAAUAGGGCAAUUGAGUGAUUCAUCCCGUCACCCAGUCCCAAUAUCUGGCAGUCAGUUGCAUCCCUGACCACCUUGGCCAAUAGCCUUGAUGGCCCUAUCCUCCAUGAACUUACCUAAUUAUUUUUUUAACCCAGUUAUGCUUUUGGCCUUCACAACAUCCCUGGGCAAUGAAUUCCAUAGGUUGACUGCACUAUGUGAAGAAGUACUUCCUUUUGUUUGUUUUAAACCUGCUGCAUGUUAAUUUCAUU
Molecule: messenger RNA, 3075 nt
Organism: Emys orbicularis (European pond turtle)
Lineage: Eukaryota; Metazoa; Chordata; Testudines; Emydidae
Gene: RBBP7
Product: RB binding protein 7, chromatin remodeling factor
Exons: 12
Coding region: 31-1308 (425 amino acids)
Biological process (GO): regulation of DNA-templated transcription; chromatin remodeling
Cellular component (GO): nucleus; ESC/E(Z) complex; NuRD complex
Molecular function (GO): histone binding; nucleosome binding
Source: RefSeq, a predicted model, not a curated record